AUGAAGCUAACGCUACGGCCGAACCGUCUCCAUUGGGGCUUCAGGUUCAGGAUUGCGACUUGUCUGCUGAUAGUGGUGUUCUUCAUCCUGCUGAAACAGUUGAUGCCCAUGCGGUUGGACCCCACAGCCAUAGAGACUGCAGUGUGGGAUGAGAUCAGUGGGGAGAUGCAGCGUACCAUAGGGAAGUUUUGGGAAACAAACAAGUUUGGUGUGCCACCCAGCAUCACGCAUCAGAGUGUGAUGGUGAGCCAAACCGAGCUCAUGCAUGAGUUGCGGACUCGGGUUCUGCUCAGGACGAUACAGCCGGGAGACGGUCCGUUCUCUGGGGAUGGGUGGCAGGAGUACUUACCCAGGCGGAGUCUGGAACAGACUCUGGGACCGCAGAAGACGUGUGCUGUGGUUAUGUCUUCUGGGUCCAUUAUAAACUCUGCGCUGGGAGCAGAAAUUGAUGAGCAUGAUGCUGUACUCCGGUUCAACGCGGCUCCCACCCAACGCUACAGUGCAGACGUAGGCAACAAGACAACCAUGCGCCUAGUCAACUCACAGAUUCUGACUUCUAGUGACAUUGGAUUCCUCACUGAUCCCCUGUACAGGACAGGCAUCCUUAUUGUGUGGGACCCCCCUCCCUACUCCAAAAACCUCUACGCAUGGUACAAGAAUCCAGACUUUAACUUCUUUCGGACAUACCAGGAGUACAGGACGCUCCACCCAGAGCAGCCAUUCUACAUCCUGAGUCCAAGCUUUCAGUGGAACCUGUGGGACAUCAUUCAGGAGAACUCCCCAGUGCCCAUUCAGCCCCACCCCCCGUCCUCUGGCAUGCUGGGCAUUGUGGUGAUGAUGAACCUCUGUGAGCAGAUCAGUGUGUAUGAGUUCCUGCCGUCGCGCAGGAGAACCAGUCUCUGUCACUACUUUGAAAGAUUCCACAACAUCCAGUGUACUGUGGGACACUACCACCCUUUGACCUUCGAGAAGAACCUCAUCAAGCGACUCAACCUCGGGACUGACGAUAUCAUCUACAUGUCUGGGAAGGUGACUCUGCGUGGAUUCUCACAGCUGAACUCUUCCCCAAGUAUUUUACCCAUCAGACAGUUUUUCCUUGUAUGGACAGCGAUGAUAUUGCUGAUUUUGACAUGA
Molecule: messenger RNA, 1134 nt
Organism: Brienomyrus brachyistius
Lineage: Eukaryota; Metazoa; Chordata; Actinopteri; Osteoglossiformes; Mormyridae
Product: beta-galactoside alpha-2,6-sialyltransferase 1-like
Exons: 5
Coding region: 1-1134 (377 amino acids)
Molecular function (GO): sialyltransferase activity
Source: RefSeq, a predicted model, not a curated record